UGCACGCGCGCGCGCGCGCCCAUUUCUUGUUCCAUCGCUGUACUCGGCACUCGUUUGGUCAGUCGUGCUCGGCAGUAUCCAUGGCGGCCGCCGCGGGCAAGUCGAAUGAGGCGGACCCCGCGCGGUGCAGGAGGCACCCGCGGCACCGGCACUCGGCGGGCGUGUGCCCGUUCUGCCUGCGGGGCCGCCUCUCGCGCCUCUCCGCCGCGGCCGCGCGCUCCGACGCAAACGCCUCCUCACCCUCGUCGUCGUCGGCCUCCUCCCCUUGCUCGUCGUGGGAGGAGAGCGUCGCGCCGUCGGCCCACGCGCCGCGCCGCCGCGAGAGGCUCGGGAUGCUGUUGCGGCAGGAGGGGAGGGAGUCGGCGGCUUUGGCGGCGCUCGUCGUGGGUCGUCGGGAGGAGGCGCCGCCCGAGGAGGAGGGGGAGAGGAAGGCGAAGAAGGGCAACUUCUGGGCGCGGCUGCAGCAGCAGCUCCACCACGGGGCAUGGCACCGGAAGGAUGGGUGCUCGCUCGCGCACUCCCGGGCUGCUGCCGCGGAGAAGAGCGCCGCGGUGCCGCUCAAGCGUGCGCCGGCGGUCUGAUGGGCGCGCGUGGGCGCGCGUGCAGCGUGCGCGGGCGCGGGCGGAGACGACGAAGACCAUGCAGUGGGCGAGCGCGUUGAGUUGUUUCGUUUGUGUAUUCCUGUGCUUACGUUGUUGAUUAUCUGGCGCCAUCUUUCGUUCUCCUUUUCUUUUUCCCCGCAUAAUUGCUUGCCCAAUUUGUAAAAAUCACUAAGAAAUCAAGAAACUUGCACUCGGCUCGUUCGCGUUA
Messenger RNA from Phragmites australis (common reed), 810 nucleotides. RefSeq lists its product as uncharacterized. The record is from RefSeq and is a predicted model, not a curated record. NCBI's taxonomy places the organism in Eukaryota, Viridiplantae, Streptophyta, Magnoliopsida, Poales, Poaceae. The transcript has a single exon. Bases 81 to 581 code for a protein of 166 amino acids.